Molecule: messenger RNA, 2501 nt
Organism: Oxyura jamaicensis (ruddy duck)
Lineage: Eukaryota; Metazoa; Chordata; Aves; Anseriformes; Anatidae
Product: tetratricopeptide repeat protein 31-like
Exons: 16
Coding region: 111-1760 (549 amino acids)
Molecular function (GO): RNA binding; protein binding
Source: RefSeq, a predicted model, not a curated record
CGGCCGGUUUCGGUUUCGGUUCCGCUGGCGGCUGAGCGCUGCCCCCGCCCCCCGCAGCUCCCCUGUGUCCUCUGCACUUCCUGCCCGGUGCCGCCGAUGCCGAGCGGAGGAUGCGGCAGGUGCAGGCCUCCUGCUCCGCGCUGCACCGCACGGCGCUGGGACGAGCCGCCGCGGAGCCGCUGCCAGGCCAGGGCUUCUGCUGCCCCAGCCAGCCGGAGUCCAGCGAGGAGGAGGAGGAGGAGGAUGGCGGGUGGAUCGACUACACCCGGAGCUACGUCAGCCCCGGCUUCCAUUUCCACGGGACCACCAAUCCCGUCCUGUGCGGGGAGCCGCUGCCGGUGCACCCGGUCCCCGGCUUUCUCCACCUGGGUGUGCACGGCCUGAACACGUCCUGGAGGCGCCAGGUCACGGCGGAGGAAGCAGAGAAGAACGCCAAGGAGCUGGUGGCAGAGGAGGAGCGAAUGAAGAAGAAAGCAGAGAAAAAGAAAUUGAAGAAGAAGAAGCAGAAGGACAGGAAGAAGCAGGAAAAGUUAAAACAAGAGCUAAAAAGCAAGCAGGAGGCUGAGUCGAGUACCUCGUCUCCGAACAGCGCUGCUCCCGGCGAUGCUGAUGGUGCUGAGGAGGAGAAGGGCUGCUCAGCCUCCAGCCCCUCUCAGAGCCUCGGGGACGGAGCGGAGGAGGGAGCAGAGGACCAGAGUGAUAGCGUGGGGGAGGCAGAGGACGAACUGGACUUGAGCUGCACCUUUGUCUUCAAAGCACAGCAGAAAGCAGGUGUGAAGCUGCAAGUGCCUGGGAAGGAGAAACCCACCAAACCCAGUGCUGCAGAGCCCAACAAAGGGCUGCAGGAGACAGCACCUGAGCCCCCGCUGCCGUGCUUGGCUGCCCCACAGGCCCCUGAGCCUGUGCCCCUGGACACAAGCGUGGUGGAGCAGAGCCUGAUUCUUGCAGGCCACGGCAACGAGGCCGCCCAGGAGGGCCGCUACGCGGAGGCAGUGCAGGCCUUCACCGAGGCCGUGAAGCUGAACCCCAGGGAGCACCGGCUCUUCGGGAACCGCUCGUACUGCUACGAGAAGCUGCAGCAAUACGAGGAGGCGCUCAGGGAUGCGCUGAUGUCCCUCAGCCUCCAGCCCAACUGGCCCAAAGGCUUCUUCCGCAAGGGCAAAGCGCUGCGGGGGCUGAAGCGCUAUGCCGAGGCCGUUAGGACCUUUGAGGAGCUGCUGCGGCUGGAUGGUGCCCACGCCGACGCGGCCGCCCAGCUUCAGGCCUGCCGGGCGCUGCUGCAGCAGAGCAGCGCCCACACAGCUGGCGGCCCCGUGCUGGAAGAAGGGGAGCCACCGCUGCCCCUGCCCGAGGAGUGGGUGAACGGGAGCUGCUCCGACACCGACAUGAGUGGCUUUGUGACCGUGGUGAACUCGAGGAGCCACUCAAAAAGCCAGGCCCGGGCCACAGCCGCAGCGAGCAGCAAGCAGCAGCAGCUGCCUCUGAAUCAUCCUGCCAGGGACUGCUAUCCUCUGUGGGUUGGGAACGUCACCUCCAAGAUCACUGAGAAGGUGCUGCGGGACUGCUUCAGCCGCUUUGGGCAGAUCCAGUCCAUCCGGAUGCUCCCAGGCAAACGCUGUGCCUUCAUCAACUUCAAGCAGAAGGCAGCGGCAGAAGCAGCCUACGAGGACAUGCUGGACGCGGACCUGGAGGGAAGCAGGCUGGUGCUGCAGCUCAAACACCCCUCCCACGCCACGCCGAGCCCCUGGCAGCAUCCAUAGGUCUGCUGCGAGGGGGGUACCCUCCGGGGGGGCUCCUGUAGCCAGCAAACCUCGCCAGCUCACGGGGAGCAGAGCCAAGGCCCACUGUGGUGGGACGCUGCCCCCUGUACCGCUGGGACCCUGUCUAGGGGCUGGCCCCAACAGAUUGCUGUGCCGGCACCACCCAGCUCCGCAGCGCUGGGGGAGCCAGCGGGAGCGGGGACCCCUCCUGGCAGGGCUGUGGCCGCGGGGCUGUGACCUCUUGGGAUGUUUCCCCCCAGGCCCUGGUGCCAGGGAGUGAGCACAGCUGGGUUUGGGCCCUCCCGGCGCUUUGUGCCCCGCAUCCCGCAGCAGCAGCUCCUGGCUGUGCGCUGUGCUCUCGGAGCUGGUCCCCAGCCCUGGGAGGAGCCGGGGGCACCCUGCAGGGUGCCUUCCCUGGGCCUCAGCUGGGUGGGGAGUACCUGCCCGCAUCCUCUCUCCCUCUGCAGCAGCAGCCCUGGCCCUUGGCCCUGUGCUGCCGUGUGCUGGGCUUGGUCCCAGCCCCGGGCCCUACCUCCUGCCACCUGGCGUGGCUGUGCCUUGGGGGCCUGCCCCCCCUGGGCUCUGGGCACCAGGGACCGUGCUGCCCCGGGGGCUGCCCACGGAGCUCCUUGUGCCCGGGAGCCCUGCAUGCAGCAGGGCUGGGCCCUGCCCCACAGCGGCAGACGCUGCCUUCAGGGAUUUGUACCUGCUUUGGGUUUCUUAAUAAAACCAAGAGCCAGA